AAGACGCCAAUGGAAAUGGGGAGCAGGAGCACCGAGAAGUUUUACAGGAUCCCCCAAGGAAAGGGGCCGCACUCGGUCGGAUGUACAGACCUGAUGACAGAAAAUGCAGCUGAGGGAAGCUUCUUGCGCCUUUAUUAUCCAUCAUGCGAUGCCGCAGAUAACGAGGAGGCACGGUGGAUCCCAGAUAAAGAGUACUAUCAGGGACUCUCUGACUUCCUGAACCUGUACCGAGCUGUAGGAGAAAGGCUUUUCCAGUACUACGUUGGUUCAGUGACCUGUCCUGCAAAGUCAAAUGCCGCUUUUAAGCCAGGAGAAAAAUACCCACUCCUCAUUUUUUCCCAUGGACUUGGAGCUUUUCGGACGAUCUAUUCCGCUAUUUGCAUAGAGAUGGCUUCCCAGGGCUUCAUAGUGGCUGCUGUGGAGCACAGAGAUGAAUCUGCUUCGGCAACAUAUUAUUUAAAAAAAAAGUCCCUUUCCCAACCACAGGAAGAGUCUACAUCAAACAUGGAGAAGGAGUGGAUCUACUACAGGAAACUAAAAAUGGGAGAGGAAGUUCGCCACAAGCAGGUGCAGCAAAGAGUGCAGGAGUGUAUCAAAGCUCUCAACCUCAUUCUUAAAAUCAAUUCAGGAGAGGAAGUGAUGAAUGUGCUGAGUUCCAACUUUGACUGGAAUAGUCUAAAGGAUUCUGUUGAUACUAGCAGAAUAGCUGUGAUGGGACACUCUUUUGGUGGUGCUACAGUUAUUGAGAGUCUCAGCAAAGAAAUAAGAUUCAGGUGUGGCAUUGCCCUCGAUGCAUGGAUGCUUCCAGUCAGCGAUGAGAUUUACCAAAACAGCGUCCAGCAACCACUGCUUUUUAUCAACUCUGAAAAAUUCCAGUGGGCUGAUAAUAUCUUAAAGAUGAAGAAGCUCAGCUCCAAUGAUACAAACAAGAAAAUGAUCACUAUCAAGGGGACAGUACAUCAGAGCUUUCCUGACUUUACCUUUGUGAGCGGAGAAAUCAUUGGAAGAUUUUUCAAAUUAAAAGGAGAAAUAGAUCCAAAUGAAGCUAUUGAUAUAAGCAAUCAUGCUUCCUUAGCGUUCCUGCAGAAACAUUUGAGUCUUAAGAAUGAUUUCGAUAAGUGGGAUUCUCUUGUGGAUGGCAUAGGAGCCAACGUUAUUCCUGGUACCAAUAUUGACUUAUCUCCAGCUGAACCUAAAUAAGGAGUACAAAGAAGGACUGAAAAUGCCACAGACAUCAGGACACUAAUGCUGGCCAGACAGUGCUUGGACAUGUGAUAGCAUUGGCCACCUACAAAGCUUCUGGGGUACAGAACACACAAAAA
Molecule: messenger RNA, 1322 nt
Organism: Apaloderma vittatum (bar-tailed trogon)
Lineage: Eukaryota; Metazoa; Chordata; Aves; Trogoniformes; Trogonidae
Product: platelet-activating factor acetylhydrolase-like
Molecular function (GO): 1-alkyl-2-acetylglycerophosphocholine esterase activity
Source: RefSeq, a predicted model, not a curated record